AUGCAGGCCUUUGUCCCAAAGAAUCGGAGACCCCGGUUUGAGCUUGUUUUGAGAAUAAUAGACAUCAACAAUGUUCCAUUGGGCAAUGGCACUGCGUCGGUGCGAUGGCGUCUACCAUCAUCAAGUGCUGCCACUGAGAGCCAAGGCCACACGGACAAGGCACCCCUAGUGGAUCAUCGCGCAUCGUGGAAUUAUGAAAAGACCUCUCUUAUAAGGAUUACUAUUGACAGGAACUCGAUGCUGCAAGAAUGCGACAUUAACUUUGAAGUCUUGCAAGAGUUUCAUUCCUCGCCCACCAAUGAAAAGAAUUUACUUGGAAAGAUCAAAUUGAACCUCGCCGAAUACGUGGACAAAGUGGAAGAGGACGAAGGUGUCAUCAGGAGAUAUCUGAUGUUCGACAGCAAGGUCAACAGCACACUUAAAAUAGGUAUUGCUAUGCGUCAAAUCGAAGGGGACCGCAACUUCACAACACCUCCAUUGAAAUCAGCCACUGUCUUCGGAGGCAUUGCAAGGGUUGUCCACUCUGGAGAAGGAGGCGAUUCAGAUGAUUCCGGUCAUUUACCAUCAAUCAAUACCAAGCCCAACGAAAUGGCAGAUAUGCAGGAUAUGUACCGACGUACAUUAGCCGCCUCAUGGAUGUCUAGGCCAUGUGAUUUACCCGCUGAUAAGUUGAUUGAGGACUUAUUUGAUGGCAGUUCUUGCUGGAACAAUGAUUCGCAUAACAACCUACCUGACGGGCACCCGGGAGAUGAUCGUCAGAAUAAUUUAUUAGGUGCAGAAGCCGCCGAAAGACAAACUCGCUCCGCAAAGAGGCUCUCGCCUAGUUUUGAGCGACGUCCCAAGAGUUCUUCUAGCUUCCAUUCUGGGGGAAGCCCAAAACCCCCUGAUUCCCAUUCUACCUUGGGGUCUUCUUCUCAUCAUAAAGAUGCCGACCUAGAGCAUCCUUUGUAUGAUGGCAAAGGGCGGAGCUGGAAGAGCCGGAAUGCUGAGCAUGAACGUUCUGAGUUUUCAGUUCGAGAAGAUUUGCGCAGCUGGGAAGUGACAUCAAAGGAAUAA
Molecule: messenger RNA, 1056 nt
Organism: Penicillium angulare
Lineage: Eukaryota; Fungi; Ascomycota; Eurotiomycetes; Eurotiales; Aspergillaceae
Product: N-terminal C2 domain-containing protein
Exons: 5
Coding region: 1-1056 (351 amino acids)
Source: RefSeq, a predicted model, not a curated record